Molecule: messenger RNA, 1696 nt
Organism: Carassius gibelio (silver crucian carp)
Lineage: Eukaryota; Metazoa; Chordata; Actinopteri; Cypriniformes; Cyprinidae
Gene: abrab
Product: actin binding Rho activating protein b
Exons: 2
Coding region: 127-1233 (368 amino acids)
Biological process (GO): positive regulation of Rho protein signal transduction; positive regulation of transcription by RNA polymerase II
Cellular component (GO): sarcomere
Molecular function (GO): actin binding
Source: RefSeq, a predicted model, not a curated record
CUAGUGCCUAAGGGAGAGCUCAGAGUCUAGAAUUUACUACAGGUUGGGAAUCACAACGAGCUGCUAUAUAAAAGCCAUCAGGGACAAAGAACUUGAAUGAGAGAAGCAACCCCUUGGAGGUAAACAAUGUCAGAAAAGAAGCCCUCAACGAACAAGAACAUUAAAAAGCUGCGUGCCAUAAGCAUGGUGUGCAGCUUAACACGGAGCUGGCAGCAGUGGGUGAGUGAAAAUGAAGAGAAGCAGUCCAGUGAACCCAGCGGAUGGGCCCCGAGUUACUCAGAAGACCCCAAAGAUGCAAAAAAGGUAGCUCCAAAGAUCAAACCGUCUCAAAAGUCCCUUUCCAAUCAGGAUUCUAGAAAUAAAGACCAGGAUGAUGUGGAGGCCGCCGAGGAGUCACGCAUCAAAACUGCACAAGUGGUGAAAACCGUGACGAGGGAAGUUCAGGAGAAAAGUGCGGGCAUUGACUUUUUGACCAAACGCAUCUGUAAGGACCCGGCCACGGAUGAACUGGACAAGAUCCUGAGCAAGAAAGGGUCGCCCACGCGCCGCAGGAAGUGCUCCAACAUGGUCUCGGAGCUGACACGGAGUUGGAAGGAAAUGGAAAAUGAGAAAAAGCAGGCUCAGGAGGACACUGAGGAUAAUGAGGAUAGAAGCCUGCAGCUAGGAACCAACCAGGAGGACACCGAGAAUAAUAGGACGAAUGAAACUACAGAGUCCGCGGUCACAAUCAAAAGAUCCUCUGUUCUCAGGGGCAAGAAGGAUGUUGAAGAUGCCAACAAAAUAAAUACCCUGUCCAAAAAAUACAGCGCUGUGGGCAACUUAAAAAGCCGCUGGCAAAACUGGGCAUCAGAGCAUACCGUCAAUCAGAAGCUCAACCCCUUCAGCGAGGACUUUGAUUAUGAGUACUCCAUGUCAACACGGCUGCGGCCGGGUGAGGAGGGCUAUGGGAGGCCCAAAGAGGGCAGUAAGACAGCAGAGAGGGCCAGACGCGCAGAGGCACACAUCCACAGGGAGAUUGAUGACAUGUGCUUCAUCAUAAGGACCAUGGCGGACCCGGAUCCGGACGGUUACACUAGAGUGACUUUUGGUGAUCUGUUUGACAGAUAUGUGCGGAUCUCGGAUAAAGUUGUGGGAAUACUAAUGAGGGCCAGGAAGCAUGGAAAAGUGGCUUUUGACGGGGAGAUGCUGUGGCAGGGCCGGGAUGAUGGCGUCAUUAUUACUCUGUUAGUAUGACACAGCGUAGGGACUCUGAACUGAACGUGAAAGAUGUUGCUGCUAUUGAUCAAAUAUAGAGAGGUAUAUUGUUAAAUUAUAAAUAAUUAUGGUUCUAACUUUAUAUGUGUGUAUUACAGUUUGUAAGUUUGCAGACUGAGUUUACUGAGCUGUCUCAGCUCUUUCUAUGUUUGCUUUUUUAUGUGUAUGCAUGUACAAAGAUUUGUUUCAUUGAGUCGUGCUUUGUUAAUAGGAAACUACUAAAAAGGAAUUGGAUUUUUUUGCCCUAAGGAUAUACAGUGAAGACAAAAAGGGCUGCUGUUAGUCUGGUAUUUUUCAUACUGUAAAUCCUCCAGAAGAGGGAGCAGUGCACUAACGCUAAAAUUUCCUCCUUGCCAUGUAUUUACAGUCGUUAUGAAACUGGAAAUGAUCUCUGCAUUUAGUACAUGAUGUACUUUUAAUAAAAUACAAGUAUUUGAGUAAA